AUGAUUAUAUUACUCAUUUCUGUUUUUGGAUUUGUUUUUUAUGUAACAUUGAGGUAGGUUUGGAAAUGUUUUGUUAAAAAUACAUUUUUAUAAUUUUUUUUUUCAGACAGUACCGAUUAUAUUUGCAAUUGAAAAAAUGCGGGUUAAAUCCACAAUUUGACAUUUACGGUUUUACCGGGUUAUUUUGGUUGGAUAGAUGUGAUUCGCAUGAAAAUUAUGGGGAAAUUUGCAAGAAAAUUGAGAACAAUACAUUUUCUUUGAUGAGAGGAUCGAGACAAGUUGUUGUUGUCAGUGACGUUGAAAUGAUUCAUUCGAUUUCUACAAAAUAUUAUGAUUGUUUUCAUUCAAGAAUUGUGAGUUGCAAUGAAGUUUUUCAAAAUUUUUAAAAAUAUUAGACAAUUGUAAGCUAUUUUCAAUUUUUUUUCAUUGGGAUUUUCGAAACUCUAUAAUUUUUUCUCGUAAUCGAAUCUAGAUUUUCGAAAUAAUUGUUUAUGAAAUGAGCAAAUUCUUACUGAUAACUAUUUUUAUCAAUAUUUCCGUGUUUGUGUACUAUUUUUCCAAGACAAUAUUUUUGUUCGAAAUAGCGAGGUCAAACAUAUUUUUCUCUAUUUUUACAUUUGAAAAAUCACGUACGCAUAUGGAAAAUUUUGAGACGGAAAAAAUAUAUGACAUUUCUGAUUAGUUGAAUGAGCUCGAUAAGAAUAAGUUUGAAUAGAAAGCAAAAAAAAACAUGUUUUUUCAGCCGGAAAUUUUCGAAGAUUGUCCAAUUUCAUCAGAAACAAUUCACAUGUUCGCAGCAAGAGGUGAAAGAUGGAAACGACUUCGAACACUCACAAGUUUUGCGCUAUCCACAGCAAAACUGAAAACGGUAAUUUGGCCUGUUUCUUUUUUCAACAUUAAAAAACCAAAACUUUAUCAGCUAUUUCCGACGAUGGACACAUGCGUUUCUAAAUUUAUGGAACAUGUGAACAAACAUGGCAAUGAUACAGUUUCAAUUUAUGGAUCACAUAGGUGAAAAUUGAUAACACUUGAUUUUUUAAUCUUAGUUUUUUAAAGAUUAUUUCAAAACCACACGUCAUUUGUCAUGGUUCAAUGUGUUUAUGGAUAUUCGGGAGAUGAGAAUUAUUCACUUGAGAAUAAUCAAUUUUUAACUUGUGCUAUGAAUGCUUUUGGAAAAUUUGCAGAAUUUAAACAUAAUUUAUGGGAAAAAAUAUCUUGUAGGUUUUCGAGAAAAUUGUUUCUAAUUUUUUAAAUGACAUUUUGUAAUUUCAACGAAAAAACCAAUUUCAGUCAUCUUCACUUCACUUCGCUAUUUUUUGGCAGAUGUGUCAAAUUUCAUAAUGUCAAAUAAAAGCCGUAAAGACUUUUUGGAUCAUUUGCUAUGCUUGAUCAGUGUUUUCUAUCUGGAUUUCAGCACCGAGCAGAAAAAUUACAGCAUUCUCAAGUUUUUCUACGAACAUCGAAAUAAUGAAAGACUUCAAGAAAAUGGUAAUGGUAAAAUUGAUAUGAAAAAUGUGAGAGUGGAAAAACGUGUAUCAAAUCAGGUAUUUUUUAUUUUCAGGUUACACGAUUUCAAAGCAGAAAAUUGAUCUAUCGUUUAAAAAAAUAUUUUUACUUCAGGAAAUAGUGGCGCAAUGCAAAUUCAUUUCUGUUGCUGGUUUUGACACUACUGCAAAUACAUUGACUCUACUAUUCAAUUUUCUGGCAAUCUUCCCAGAUGUUCAAGAAAAAUUAUACGAAGAAAUUCGAUCGCUUGAAGAUUUCUCAUUUGAAACUUUGUGUGAACUACCAUAUUUGGGAUUUUGUAUUUUUGAAACACUACGAUUGUAUCCACAUGCUUCACCGUAAGUGGUUUUCGGAGAAAUUGAGAAAUGUUCUCUGUUGGUAAAUUUUGAAUAAUUUUGAACAUAUUUGAAUUUGAUUUUGUUCAGAAAUAGAUUGAGCUAUUAUAUUUUUUUUAUUGUUUUUCAGACUUCAACAUCGAAUAUGUACAUUUGACUGUAAAAUUGAAGACAUGGAAUUUAAAAAUGGUUUUGAAACUAUCCUUAAUCCUUGGAUGGCUCACCACGAUCCACUAAUUUGGGGAAACGAUGUCGAAACUUUCCGGCCAACCAGGUUAACUCCUAAAACACACAAUUAUCCUAUAUUUCGAAAUUUCAGAUUUACUGAACUGACUGAAAUUCAAAAGCGGGCAUUCAUGCCAUUUGGUGUUGGACCAAGACAAUGUGUUGGAAUGCGAUUUGCGAUUCUUGAAAUAAAAACAACGGUUUUCCGAAUACUUCAAGAAUAUUCAGUUCAUUGUAAUGAUAAAACAAGAUUGGAUGUGAGGAUGACUACACGAGAUACUGGUACAAUUUGGCCUGAUGCUGAUUUAGGCUUCAUUUUGAAACGGAGAAACUGA
Caenorhabditis angaria is the source of this 2401-nucleotide messenger RNA. The record is from the annotation of a GenBank genome assembly. NCBI's taxonomy places the organism in Eukaryota, Metazoa, Nematoda, Chromadorea, Rhabditida, Rhabditidae.